GUCUUGAUUAUUGGAUUAACUGGCAGGUGUCUUGAUUAUUGGAUUAACUGGUGGGUCAUUAACGAUGAAGAACCUGACAAAUCUAGGAAGUAAUGCGACUCCUUGGGCUUCUGGCCAGCCUGUUGGUCUGCCACGUUGCUUUAGCAGCCAUUGGCACCAAGUCUGGAACACGUAGAGUAAACACCUGCCCUAGAUUACGCUGGUCUAGCAAUUGGAUGAAGGAUGUAGCGUGUGGCGGAGCAGCAGCUGCAUGUGAGGACUUACCAGGAAAAUGUACAUACUGUAACUCAGGAUAUCUCCUGGGCUCUGAUGAAAGAACAUGUCACCAGUGCCCAACGGAUGCACAAUGCAACGUGUGGAUGUUGACUGGAUCAGGGGACACAGAGGCAUGUAUUUGUGACCACUGUAACUAUGGAUAUGGAUUUGGUUCUGAUGGAACAUGCCAAUCUUGUAGCAGUUCUACAAUGUUUGGGACCUCUUGUACUUCAUGUGCAGUCACAAGCGCUUCUGUCAAAUCUACAGGGUGUGAAUCUUGUAGCUUUGGUAAAUACCUGAAGACCCCAGCUGGCCAGCCUGCCUGUGUUUCUUGCUCUACUGAUUAUGGAACUGGAUGUAGUACCUGUGAUGGUAGCAACUGCCUCACCUGCUCAUCCUCAUACGCCAUAAAGACAUCCGUAUCCCCCAACAUUUGCAAACCAUGCAGUGACUUCACCAACAGUGACUAUACAUGUACCUCUUGUUCAGAGACUGCUUGCAACUGCCCAAGCUCUAGCUAUAUGCAGGACACCAGCAAUGGCGAGUGUAAAAGUUGUAACUUUAAUGAUGUUGUAAGUGGUGCUACGACACACUGCACUUCUUGCGCCACAACUCCCGUAGUGGACGGUAACAGCUGGGGUAUGACAUGUAGCGCUUGCAGUUCUGGCAAAUAUCCAAGCAGUGAUGGAACAAAAUGCUUGACUUGUCGGACAGGAUGUAGUGACUGUUCUGGCCAGAUGGACAUGUUGCAGUCUUUAACUGCUGAUGCUUGCACAACAUGUGCACCUGGAUACACUAAGAAAGAUGGCCAUUGUUAUCCCUGUCCACUGACCACCAGUACAAGUUCCUAUACUUGUGAGUCAUGCCCAGAAGCUGAUGUCUACCCUGACACUUGCUCAUAUGUCACAUGUCCAAGUGGAAAGGGCCGAAAAUCAGGCGAUGAUAGUGUAUGUCUGACAUGUCCUACUGGGUGCAGUAAUUGUAAUGGUGAAGCAGAGGAUGGUAGCACUGGAGCAACAUUAACUUGUGCUGUAGGCGGAUGUGACUCUGGAUUUAGUAGAGCAACUUCUGGGGCUAACAUUGGAAAAUGUCUUGCACACACAACCAUCACAGAUGCAGAUUCAUCUUGUGCAUCUGUUGGUUUGAAGUCAGAUGGUACUGAUGUGGAAUGUCAAAGCUGUACAAGUCCAAAGGGUCUUUCUGAUACCAAAAAAUGCCUAACAUGUCCCACUGGGUGUGAUGAUUGUGCUGGCCAAACAGAGGAUGGUAGCUCAGGGGCAACAUUAACUUGUGCCGUUGGUGGAUGUGACUCGGCAUAUAGUCGAUUAACUUCUGGAUCUGACACUGGCACAUGCCUUGCUCAUAGUAGCUUUUCUGAUGCACAAUGUACACAGAUUGCAUUAAAUGAUGCUGGUGAUGGUUUAAAAUGUGAGGCAUGUACAGCAAACACACAUUAUCUGGAAACAGAUGGUGCAUGUUACGCAGUUCCUGAUUCAUCUGGUUGUUCCGCUACUCAGGGGAUAGCACGAUCAGAUGUCAAUACCUGGGCCUGUGCAGAUUGUUCUACCAUUGAUAGUAACUGCAUAGAAUGUGCUCCUAACAUGGCUGCUAGUGACUUUGCUUUGACGUGCUCUGCGUGUACUGCAAAUACUCAUGUUUUAGACUCAGAUGGAAUGGGAUGCACAGCAUGUAGCGGUACUUCUAUAACAGGCGCUACUAAUUGUCAACAAUGUGCUCUUACCUCAGCUGGUGCAGCUUAUUGUACUGUGUGUGAUGUGUCUGGUGAUAUGCGUCUUCACAAUGGAGGAUGCUAUGACAGCACUUCAAUUUCUAACUGUGGUGGGAUUACUGGAUGCACAGCUUGUUCCUCUGAUACCAAUGAAAUCACAGGUUGUAGCACAAACGGCAAUAAUGGAGUUUCUCAUUCAAAACUAGAUGCUGAUACGUCACAAACACAAUGGGGAUGGAAUUGUGAUGAAGCGCUCUCUGGAAUAACUGGAUAUGCUGACUGUACCAAUUGUGCCCUGCAAAAUAGUGAUGCAACACUUUCUCUUUUAUGUUCUGCUUGUGGCUCGAACGAACUUAUAAACAGUGGAUGCUAUGACUGCAGUGCUGUGGCUUCUCGUUGUGCAACAUAUGAAGUUGUUGAUGGCAGUUGUGCAUGUGCAACUUGCACAGAUAGCAAUGAUAACAUGAUUGGUGGAAUAUGUCUGGAUUGCACUGGUGCUACAAACUGUGCUGCAGGUGACACAUUUCAAAAUGUUGGUGGGGCCUGCAAGUGUACAAGCUGUAAUACAGAUUAUGUGUUUGACUCAAGCAACAACUGUCAACAAUGCUCUGCUGAUGUUGUAAACAGUGGUUGUGAUGGUUAUACAUAUAGUGGUUCUGCAUCUGCUUGCGAAUGUGCUGCUUGCGCUGCAGUCACACCAAUGAAAGUAGUAGCCACUUCUAAUGGACAAUGUACAGCCUGCACUGCUAACUGCGAUGCUUGUGGAGGUGAUCUAGUAUGCACUAGUUGUGAACCUGGAUAUCGUCUCCUUACUAAUAACACAUGCUCAGCAUGCAGUGAUGCAAACUGUGACCAGUGUGACAAUGAUGUUGCUGUCUGCCAGACAUGUGCCACCAAUUACAAGCCCAGCAGUGAUGGUGCCGUAUGCCUUACCGCCCCUCCAAACUGUGAUGAUUGGACAGGAGGUCUCUAUGACGGCACAAACCUAAUGUCAAUGACGUGUCUAACCUGUGCCUCUGGAUUCAAAAAUGAUGUUCUUGUUGGCAGCCAAGGAAGAUGCAGAGCAUGCCCUGUAAUGUCUGAUGGCGUGACAUGUACAACCUGUGACAGUACUCUGAAGAGCCAGUCGUGUGACACCUGCAAAUCACCUUAUACUAUACUAGCAAACAGCAACAACUGUGUGUCUUGCAAGAUGGGCUGUAGUGAAUGUAACAAUGCAGUAGACACAGUGGAUGAUAGCAACUACCUUGCAGACACCUGCACCGCCUGUAGUGAUGGCUAUGUCAUGAAUACAGUUACCAAUUUAUGUAUAAAUUGUCCUUCCCAAUGUUCUGGAUCAUGUACAUUUGAUGCAACUCUACAGAUGUCUAAAUGCUCUGCUUGUAAUACCAACUAUGCUCAGAGUGCCGCUGUAACUGAUACACAGCCACAAGGUCAUGCAUGUCAAUAUUGUCCAAAUGUGGAUAGUGUCUCCAAUGAUCACUGCUCAGUGAGGUCAUGUACUGGUGGAGAUUCCUUUGCCACAGCCUCAACUUGUGAUGAGUGUGAUAACGGUUAUGUUCCAAAAGUAACUGGCUCUAUUACAUCUUGUCAACAGUGCCCUACAACAUCAUUCUGUUCUUCUUAUGAUGCUUGUGUUAGUGGAUCAUCAGCUGCCACCCAGGACUGCAAUGGGUGUGUGAGUGGUUACGCACUAGACAGCUCUGAUAAAUCUUGUAAACAAUGUCCAACCGUGGCUUUCUGCUCUGCCUAUGGCUCUUGUGAAGUAUCAGGAGGAACUGCAAGCAGAGUGUGUACUGGAUGCACUAGUGGCUAUAUCUUAACUAAUGAUGAUCCACCAACUUGUCAAGCAUGUGAUAACACUGGGGCAUCUAAGCCAGGUAUAGCCAACUGCAACAUGUGUGAAUGGAGUGGGGCCUCACCAGAUGAAGAGAUCAACUGCUUGGCAUGUGACAGUGGCUAUUUCCUCCAUGAAGAUACAACGGGAAGCACGCCAAUCUGGACAUGCAAGCAGUGUAGUGACACUGACAAUGGUGGCAUUGAGAACUGCAAUACAUGUGGCUAUGUAUACAACACUGCUGCUAAUGCUGACUCUGCCUUACAGUUAGAAUGCUUCUCAUGCAAUGGCCAGAAUAGCUGGGAUGCCUCCCCCCACAGAUAUGUGGCCAGUGAUGGUUUGUCUUGCGUUGAUUGCAGUACAUAUGAUGAUAACUGUAACUUGUGUACUGAUCCACUGCCAACAUGUCUUAGCUGUGAUUCUGGCUUCACUUUCUUUGAAUAUCAGGAUCAUAGCAUGCAAAUGGAAGCUCCUCAGUUCCCACCAAGGCUAGACAUCUACUCAGCUGGUUAUCCUACCACUGGUGGCUUUUGUAAAUCCUCAUGUGACAUGUGCUUCACUGCCACUGAGGAUGCUGGUUCAGGCAACAUUACUGCUGAUGAUACUCCUGUAGUCAGUCCAAAUGGGCCCAAGUGUAAUGGAAAUGAUGUCAAUGCAACAGCUCUCAAGAUGCCUUGUGAUUUUAAUGACAAUUUUGCAUGCUUUUCGACAAGAUUUGACCUUGGGAGCAAGUUCAAGGGUUCAUCUGACGCUGAGCUUCACUACAGAGGCUGUUUUGCCAAGGAUGUUUCAUUUGAUGUGCAUGGCAUUAAUUCUACAUAUACGUGCGAUGAUAAAUCCAAGGCAGACGAUGGGUUCUUCCAGCAGUUCACCAGGGGAGAUGGCCAUGUUUCGUUUAAUCAAUUCUGCUGUGAAACCACAGAUUGUAACACUGCUGUACAAGCUGACCAUCGUCCCAACAGCGCUGGAUCUGUAGUGGUUAAUAUUCUACUUGCUGCUGGAGCAACAUCCAUAGCUCUACUGUUGUAAUCUAACUAUAGCAACAACAAUUUAACCAUGGUAACAACAAUCUCACCAUGGUAAUGACAAUUUAACCAUUGAAACAAUUGACUCAUAGAAACGACAAUCUAGCUUUGCCAAUGAUAAUCAUGAAACAAUCUGCAAUGACAACGGACUUUGCUGACACAUUGUGAUUUUUACAAUUGUGCUCUGAUUUGUAUAUAUUUGUAGCGUAUCUGUGAUAAGAGACUUCUAGAAGCUGUGUAUUCAGGGGUAAUGUUCAAUAUUCAAUAAAUUCAGUUUUAUCUGACUCAAGAGGGACCUGGGAUAGUUCUAUACUAAUAUUGAUAUGAAUGUUUUACGAUUUUGUUUCAAUUUAUUGAUAUUGCAAUAUUGCCCCAUUUUACUCCAGGUUUUUGUAUUUUUAUGUAUGACAAUCAUAUUAUAAAAUGACAAUCAUAUUAUUUUACAUAAUAAUAGCAGGGUAACAUGGCUCUGUGGGUAGCUCAGGCAAUUUAGUGUACCUAUGUAUAACUAAGAACCUUGAAUCCUUUUGUCAAUUAAGGAAAUAAUCGAUUUACAAAAACAGGGUAAAAAACAAACAGUGUAAAACACAGUAUUUUUUAUACAUGUUCAUAGAUGUGAGGCAGUAAUUGAAUAUUUUUAUAUCAUGUGAAAAAUCCGCCGAAUUCCGUCCAUAUAUUAAUUAGUUCUGGUUGAUUCCAGUUAAUGAUGUUU
This is a messenger RNA of Owenia fusiformis, 5558 nucleotides long. The record is from the annotation of a GenBank genome assembly. Lineage: Eukaryota; Metazoa; Annelida; Polychaeta; Sabellida; Oweniidae.